CUUGAAGGAGGGGGCAGCCACGUUCCACCAGCAAACUGAAAUAGCACGAUCAGACCGCUUCUCGGCGAGCAUUUCAGUCGAGGCUUGAUUCCGGCGACUCCUGCAUUGCCAGGCUCAGCGACGUUUUCCACCCUCACUCAUGGAACAGUUUGCUGGCCUUCCGUGGAAGCCUCGUCGCUACAAGCGAGUCCCUUAUUGCUCACUUUGUGGUCAAAGAUUUACAACAAGUACAUACUUUCGCGCACUCAUUGAAUUACAAGAUCAGACUGCUGUUUGGACUCCAGAUGCCACUUUUCGGGAAGAUGGUCGGACGAUCGAGAAUCUAUACAUAGCUAUACAAAAUUAUCCACGACGAAAGGCAAGAUAUGCGCCUGCGGUCCAUAGUAUCUGCUUAUCUGCUGUAGUCGAUCUACCAAAGAGUGUUAUAAUUUACGAUAUAGGUCUCGCGAUGAUACCUCAUAUUUGGACGACAAUACCACGGGAGGCCUACAGGAGUCAUGAAUUCCUUCAACAAUCACUCCACUCGCUAGUUUGCGCCUCAGCCAACCCUCAAAUUCCACCCAACGAUGACGAAUAUCUAGAGCUGCUCAGAAGAUGCAGGCAACUUCCACCGGAACUCGGGACAAUGAUCUGGGACUUCAUUUCUCCUGGCAGUGUACGCUCGAUUCUGGCACUCCAGGCUACGAAACAUCUCUGGUCAACCCCUUCCGUUACAAACGGAACUGCGACUCCCUCGUUGUAUGGUGACCUUGCUUUAUACUACACACAUGUCCUGAAGCAGACAUACGUGUGUGGCCUUCGUCAGGGAGAAACAGUGUACGGCCACGAAAGCGAACAUUCUGCAGCCGUAUCAGUCCCUUCCUCGAAAGCGGCAAUGAUAUUCACAAUCGAGAUUCAUGGGCUAUCUCAGCUGGCAUUUGUGUCGGAAGUACCCAGCGCCAAUGUCCGAUACUCGGUUCCGUGGAGUCAUCUACCCUCAGACGAAAGAGUUGCGUGUAGAUCUCAAGUGGGAUGCAAGUGCCUGUUCCCGGUUACAGGAUCUUAUGAAUAUAGAACUUCAGAUUUGCAAAAUCUUCGACAUCGGCCUUUGUGAUAAAUAGACAUUCGGGCAUGACUUCCUCUGGUCAUCUAUACUUCCUCCUGCCUGCCCCUCUGCGGAUUCCUUUUAUGAUUGGCCGCGGCAUGUUGACUUCUCGACCCAGGCUCAGCGACUUAUGGAGUAUAUCCCUCUGCAAAACGAGGAAGGAAAGCUUUACGGACUUACGGCAUUUUGCUCGAACGCGGGCAUUGUCGGCAUUAGAACCCACUUUCGCUCCUGCCCUCAUCAACCUUCUCGCGGAGAAUCUUCUUCUUCUACCCACUGGUAU
Molecule: messenger RNA, 1367 nt
Organism: Aspergillus fijiensis CBS 313.89
Lineage: Eukaryota; Fungi; Ascomycota; Eurotiomycetes; Eurotiales; Aspergillaceae
Exons: 2
Coding region: 140-1093 (317 amino acids)
Source: RefSeq, a predicted model, not a curated record